Molecule: messenger RNA, 4407 nt
Organism: Pygocentrus nattereri (red-bellied piranha)
Lineage: Eukaryota; Metazoa; Chordata; Actinopteri; Characiformes; Serrasalmidae
Gene: tlr22
Product: toll-like receptor 22
Exons: 3
Coding region: 157-3054 (965 amino acids)
Biological process (GO): toll-like receptor signaling pathway; immune response; inflammatory response
Cellular component (GO): membrane
Molecular function (GO): protein binding; transmembrane signaling receptor activity
Source: RefSeq, a predicted model, not a curated record
UCAGGAGAUCUCAUGAAGAGAUACUGAGCUGACGACUAGGUGGGCUCUUUUCUCCAAAUCAAAUUCGCUGGAUAUGGUGUGAUUUUAAAAGCAGGACCCAUAUUUAAGAAGAAGCAUUUAAGAAGAGGCCUGGAAAGCAGCCCAUCUUGAUCAAGAAUGGCAGGAAAUCCUACAAAAUGUUCAAAUAUUAACAUACCACAAACUGUUCUCUCAUUAUGCAUCUUAAUUGUCCAGAUUGGUGCAUUUUCUUUACAGAACUGCACAGUUCAAGAUGAGACUUUCCAGUUGAAAGUUCUAUGCUACAAAAUGGGCUUCUUUAAGGUUCCUGCAGAUAUUCCCAACAAGGUCAAGUAUUUAGACAUUUCCUUCAACUCCAUUUCAGAAAUCCAAGUCAAAGACUUUGAGGAUAUUUGGAACUUGAGUCAUCUGAACUCAUCAAACAACCACAUCUCAAACAUUCAAGACGGUACAUCUCAACAUUUUCCCAAUUUGACCAAUCUUAACCUGGCCCACAACAGGCUGAAAAAGCUAUCAGGAGGUCUGCUGCAGGGACUAACCAAGUUGCAGGUGCUCCGCCUUGAUGAUAAUGCAAUUGAAAGUAUUGACCCACAUGCUUUUAACACUCUUUCCAGUUUAAAGGUGUUGAACCUCACAAAAAAUAAGCUCAAGCAGAUUCACAGAGUCCAACCUGUGCUUGCAUCACCAAGUUUAAAGGAAUUAUUGGUUGGAAGUAACAGGUUUGACACAUUUAACUCAUAUGACCUGUCAAGGAGAUCACUGACUGUGACAAAAAUGGAUUUUUCUAACAAUCCUUUGACUACCUUCCAAAUAACAGACAACAUUUUCCCUGUUCUAGACUACCUUGAUAUGUCAAACUGUGGUAAAAAUACAAGCAUGAUGUGGAACAUUACAGACAAGGCCUUCCUGAAUUCAGUAAGAACACUUAACUUGAGUGGGGUCGACAUUCCAGGAGAGAGCAUAACUGCAUUACUUCAGAACUCAUCUUGGGCUUCACUGAAUAAGCUAAGAUUAAAUGAAAUGAAGGGGGUGAAGGUAGAAGCUCUUCUACAGGCUGCAUGCUCACCUAAACUUAAUGUAUUACGCCUGAAGGGCAACAAAAUCUCAAAGCUGACCAAUUAUAUGUUUCAACACUGCUUCAACUUGACAGAGCUAGACUUGGCUACUAAUGAAAUAUCUAUUGUCUCUGCACCUGUAUUCAAAGGACUAACACAGCUGAGGAAACUGCAACUACAGCUCAAUAGAUUGUCCCAUGUCAACAAUUCCUUUCAGUUGAUCCCAACACUUGAGUUUAUAGACCUGAGUAGAAACAGAAUACAUAAGCUAAACUGUUCUGACUUUGCCAAUUUGACACUACUGACUCACCUCUACUUGUAUGGCAACAGAAUUUCGGAAAUUAGAUCCUGCCUGUUCAAAAAUUUGCAGCAUCUUGAAAUCCUAAAGCUGGGAACUAAUCAGUUACUGACUAUUGGCAGCACUUUCGAACAUGGCCCACAAUCUUUAAGGGAGCUACAACUGACAUACAAUAAGUUAAGUGCAGUCACAAAUGGAACGUUUAAGAGUUUGUCCAAUCUUAGAGUCUUGGACAUGUCUAACAAUCAGAUUUUCGAGAUUAAAGGCCAAGCUUUCUCAGGGCUUAUAAACUUAGCUAAACUGCUACUUUCUUCAAACAGGAUAACAGCGGACACGAUCAAAGAUCCAAAAGUGUUUUUAGGCAUGCCUAACUUAAAACUACUGGAGUUGUACAGCAAUUUCAUUAAAUAUAGAGAAACAACGUUGCACCUACCUCCUUUUGAACAUUUAAAGUCACUCAAAAUAAUGUCUAUUCAUAGUCAACGACGGGGUAUUGGCAAAAUACCUUCAAACCUACUUCAAGGUUUAACCUCCUUGAACAUGUUCUACGGUGGAAGCAUGAACCUUCAGUAUCUGCAUCCCGACACGUUUAACUCCACCCUUAAACUUUGGUUUCUGGAUCUCUCAAAGAAUGCAUUCGGAAAUGAGCAGUCAAUCUCUGCAGAAGUUUUCCAUCCUAUACAGCGGCUGACGAAGCUCAUCCUCAAAAGGUCUCAGCUUCAUUCCCUCAAUUUCCUGUUAGAUGCAAACCUCUCCAGACUGUCAGUCUUAAGAGCUUCUGAAAAUACACUAGAUGUCAUUAACAAGACACUGAUUCAGUCUCUGCCUCGGCUGAGGUACCUUGACCUGGAGAAAAAUACCUUCACUUGUGACUGUAGCAAUGCUUUCUUCAUUGACUGGGCUAUGAAAAAUAACACUACCCAGAUUGUCUACCUGAGCAAGUACGCUUGCAGCUACCCACCUUCACUAAGAGGCACGUACCUUGCAGACCUCAAUACUGACUCUUGUAACGUGAAUGUGGAUUUUAUCUGCUUUGUAUGCAGCUCUGCCGUUGUAAUCAUCACCCUUUUGGUCUCUUUCAUUUAUCACUUCCUGUACUGGCAAGUGAUCUAUGCAUACUACCUAUUCCUUGCCUUCCUGUAUGACAGCAAGAAGAAACAGAUGCGCCACCAACAUGAGUUCCAGUAUGAUGCCUUUAUUUCCUACAAUGCCCAAGAUGAACCUUGGGUUGUUGAGGAGCUAGUGCCCAAUCUGGAGGAUGAGCAGGGCUGGAGACUGUGUCUACAUUACAGGGACUUUGAGCCAGGAAGACCCAUCAUAGACAACAUCAUGGACGGAAUAUACAGCAGUCGUAAGACCAUUUGUUUGAUCACCCACAACUACUUGAGGAGCAACUGGUGUUCCAAAGAAAUUCAGAUGGCUAACUUCAGGCUUUUUAAUGAUCAGAAGGAUGUGUUGAUCCUGGUAUUCCUGGAGGAUAUUCCCACCUGCCAUUUGUCUCCUUAUUAUCAAAUGCGUAAGCUGGUGAAGAAGAAGACCUACCUUAAAUGGCCCAAACCUGGAGAUGAUGCCAGGAUCUUCUGGCAGAAAAUGAGACAGGCUUUAGAGACCAAGGAAGACCCAGACAAGCAGAACAUUAUUCUUUCUGGAGAAGAAUGUAGACUUACAUCAAGGAUUCUAUAAUAUGAAGGAAUAUUGAAGAGGAGUAACAAGAUGUAUGUCAGCAGCAUCUUACAGGCUUCUGCAUCUAAAGGGGGUCCAGAAGGAGCUGACCUGGUGUCUCUUCUUUAAACAGCAGGCCUCUAUGCUUUACGCCCCUGCUUUGACCUCUAUCGACCUCCAUCCUGGCUCCCUUUCUCUACACAGGUUAUAAUAACCGCUCUCUCUGUACUGCUGGAGAAUACAGAAGAAGACUGUCACCACUGACUGAACUACUUUCUUUUUUUUGCUGGGAAAUUCACAACAACCAGGUUCUCAAUUUUACAUUAUCUUUCAAAGGGACCACUAAUAACUUAAACUGCCUUUUGUUCUGACAUCUAUGUUCUACAAUAGCUAACUAAUGACAUUCUAAUGCACAGUAUUAUCGCUUGAUUAUUAGGACAAAUUGUUCAAACACCAGAAUGAGAGGGCUGAAUAUCGCUCAAGAGUUUUUUUUAUAGCCUAAAUGGAUCUACAUUGUCUAAAGGUCUAUAUGUGAGGCAUAUAGACACUUAAAAGAGAGUAAAAAUGUUUGUUGUUUUCAAUGAAUUUGCACUAUUUGUGCUUAUUUUUAGAGCUUCUUGACCUAUUCCUGCUGUGCUUCAGAAAAGAUUGGGAUUAAUUUUAGACUACACUUUUCAUUCAAUAGGGAGCCUCCAUUUAGAAUGCUGUAUAGUCCAGACUGUGUAGUCCAGCCUUAAUGCCUGUUCAGCUAACUGACCCCAUGAGUAGAAGCUGUUACUGUUCAACAAUCUGAUUGUUGAUUCCACAUCAUUUAUAUUUUUUAUAUUCCAAACUUUCUUAACUGUACAUGCAUUGUGCAUUAUUCAUGUUAUCCAUGACCACAUGUCUUUUUGAAUACUCACAAUAUUUCAGAAACUCCUAUUCACUGUCUGUCUCUCUUAGAGUGCCUUCUGACUGCUGACUGAACAGUUCAUUAUUGCAGACAUUCUGUUCUUCAGUAUUAACUCUGACAGGCAGAUCUUCCCCUUAAAUACAUUUGAGUGAUUGAAAACAGCAGCUAAUAAGAAGUGAGAAAACAAAGCAGUAAAUGAAUCAAAAUAAUGAGAAAAUACAGUAUAUUGUAUAUUUUAAGAUGCUUAAGAUGCUUUUUGAUAAUAGUAUGUUAAAGCAUGUAAUGUCAUUUAGUUUAUGUUGUUGUAUAAUUUAUUUUAGCCUAUUAUCUCUAUACUGUUCAUAUCAUACAUAAAUCAAUAAAAUACUAUGUAUUUAUGAUGUUUUAUUUUUGUGACAAUUUUGUUCAAUUUUCAAAAAACGGUGUAAUAAACACACCAAAUAUGCAUGAUACCAAAUACAAAUUCUGACAUGAACCCUAAA